Messenger RNA from Laccaria bicolor S238N-H82, 666 nucleotides. RefSeq lists its product as uncharacterized. Gene Ontology annotation, cellular component: Golgi membrane. The annotation marks the transcript as partial. The record is from RefSeq and is a predicted model, not a curated record. The transcript is spliced from 8 exons. NCBI's taxonomy places the organism in Eukaryota, Fungi, Basidiomycota, Agaricomycetes, Agaricales, Hydnangiaceae.
AGGCGAUUUCACCGCUUCCAACAAAUGGACUUUGAGCUUGCAGCAUGGCAGUUGACUUAUCUCUGCCUCGCGCCGAGGAGGGUUUACCGAAAUGUUUAUUUUCACAAACAAACGAAAAAUACUUGGUCAAGAGACGACCCUGCCAUUUUGGUCCUUAUUGGAGCGUGUCUGUGUGUAUCCGCCAUCGCUUGGGGCAUUAUUUACUCGAGGGAUAUUUGGAGCAUCAUCAAUUUGGCCGUAACCAUGAUUUUGCGCGACUUCCUUCUAUCAGGAAUAGUGAUAUCAACCAUUUUAUGGUUUACUGCCAAUCGUCUGCUCCUUUCACCGCCGUCACAUUCCACGCCAGCCGACUCGAGAGUAGAAUGGGCAUACGCCUUCGACGUUCAUACGAAUGCUUUCUUUCCUCUCUUCCUCACUCUUUACCUUGCACAGCUCUUCCUUCUGCCAAUCGUCCUCAAGGACAACUGGGUGUGUCUAUGGGUUGGUAACACACUAUACCUAGCUGCGUUUGCCCAAUAUACCUACGGAAUCUACCUCGGACUCAGCGCUCUACCGUUUUUAGUCCGCUCAGAGCUCCUACUCUCCCCUCUACUCCCACUCUUCACAGCCUAUAUUGUCUCUUUGUUGGGUUUCAAUGUGGCUAAGCAUGUUCUGAACGCAUACUUC